Gastrolobium bilobum is the source of this 1311-nucleotide messenger RNA. RefSeq lists its product as uncharacterized. The coding region runs from base 1 to 1311 and encodes 436 amino acids. The transcript has a single exon. The record is from RefSeq and is a predicted model, not a curated record. NCBI's taxonomy places the organism in Eukaryota, Viridiplantae, Streptophyta, Magnoliopsida, Fabales, Fabaceae.
AUGGAUGAUAGUACGGGAUCACAUCGCGAUGAGAUAGCACCACGCGUAUUGAAAAAGACUUUGCAACUGAAAGCAAGGAAGCCUGACACUGAAAGUUUGAAGGUCUUGGGUCGAAUAUUGAAGAAGACACAAUGUUUAACUCUUGUUAGAAAAUAUGGGGAAAUUCUAGAUCUACUGGAAGUUGAUGUGCAAGUAGAUGCGAUCACUGCGGUUACUCAGUUUUACGACCCACCUCUGAGAUGCUUCACCUUUCGAGAUUUCCAAUUAGCACCUACUUUGGAAGAAUUCGAGCAGAUUCUGGGUUUUUCUUUGGAAAAAUAUGAGAAACCAUAUCGCUACUUGGGGCAUUAUCCUUCUUUGCAUACUAUUGCCGAUGUCCUCAAAGUUUCUGUGAAGGAUUUGCAAGAGAAGAAACAAAACAGAAAUGGGAUCGAUGGAUUUUCAAGAAAGUACCUGGAGGAACACCUUCACCACUUAGCUGGAAUUGAAGACUGGGAAGCUUUCAUUGAUGUGCUAGCUCUCACCAUUUACGGCAUUCUCAUAUUUCCAAAUGCUGAUGAGUUUGUGGACUUCGCAGCUAUAGAUGUGUUCUUUGCUCGCAAGUUUAGAGGUGAAAAUCCUGUUCCGGCCAUUCUUGCUGAUGUCUACUAUACUCUAAAUUUCUGUCAUGAGAAGAAAGGAAAAAGAAUUUUGUGUUGUUUGCCGAUGUUAUUCAUAUGGCUCACUGCCCAUGUCUUCAAAAGAGGAUACGAGAUCUCAUACCCCAUCACUGAGUUUCACAGAUAUCAGUUAGGAGUCAAGAGUGGUCGUGAAUGGGCCCAAAUUUUAGCACAGCUGGACGAAAAGAGCGUCCGAUGGUAUCCUCGAUGGGUCGAAAGAGAAAAUUUGAUCUACCAAUGUGGGGAUUUCCCCAAUGUGCCUCUCAUGGGUACCAGAGGGUGUAUCAAUUACAACCCAUCCUUGGCACGACGACAACUUGGCUAUCCUAUGAGAGGAGCUCCUACGGAGGAGAUGAUAACUCCAUUCGUCCUUUAUGAUAUGAACCCAGUACAUAAUGAGACCCUCAAAAGGGUUCGAGAUGCUUGGAACUAUGUCAUUAGAAUGGGGAAAGAGUUGAAGACCAAAAAUUGUGGAGUCCAAAAUAGUUACCGACAGUGGGUUACAAGUCGAGCACGAGAAGUGAAGCUACCUUUCCAAGCUCUGACAGUCACUACAAGUGGUGAAUCAUCAAUGUCUGCCUCCCACGACAACGAAGAAAUAAGAGAAAUACAAGGAGAAUUGGUGAGGGUAAGAAGAGAAGAAGAAGAUUGA